CGGGACAUACUCGACCUCGUUGUCCAUCUAGACACAAUAGAUAGCAACUAAUUGGUUUGUACACCAUGGAUCCUGGGCCGGUUAGUGAUGAGGUCUUAUAUGACCAGGCUCAACAUCGUUCACAUAUUAUAUCCUGUACAGAGAGAGGAGGGAGUAUCGUUAUGGUUGAUCAUAGCCUCAGCCAUAGCCGUUGGCGGUUAGAGGAUGAGCGUAUCAUAUCAGCUGUGGGACGGGCCGGCUUCUUGACUUGUUCAAAGCUUCGUUGGAUAAAGCUCGAUUGGCCCCUACUGACCGCGUUGAUGGAUAGAUGGAGACCUGAGACCAAUACUUUCCACUUCCGGAUGGGCGAGGCUACCAUUACUCUACAAGAUGUAGCCGUGAUACUCGGUCUCCGUAUAGAUGGUCCGUGCAUUACCGGCACUGAUAGUGAUGUAUGGCCUCGAAGAUGUGGGAGUUUGUGUGGAUGUAUGCACAGGGACUACAUGAAAUGCAGUGGUGAAAUGAGUAUGUGACUUGUUAGAGGAAGUUUGUGUUGAUAUAUGCACAGGAACUACUUGAAA
Asparagus officinalis (garden asparagus) is the source of this 560-nucleotide messenger RNA. RefSeq names its product protein MAIN-LIKE 2-like. The transcript has 4 exons. Gene Ontology annotation, biological process: meristem development; meristem maintenance. The coding region runs from base 66 to 512 and encodes 148 amino acids. The record is from RefSeq and is a predicted model, not a curated record. NCBI's taxonomy places the organism in Eukaryota, Viridiplantae, Streptophyta, Magnoliopsida, Asparagales, Asparagaceae.